Penicillium manginii is the source of this 1002-nucleotide messenger RNA. RefSeq names its product NAD(P)-dependent alcohol dehydrogenase. Gene Ontology annotation, molecular function: zinc ion binding; alcohol dehydrogenase (NADP+) activity. The record is from RefSeq and is a predicted model, not a curated record. The transcript has a single exon. Gene Ontology annotation, biological process: alcohol metabolic process. Lineage: Eukaryota; Fungi; Ascomycota; Eurotiomycetes; Eurotiales; Aspergillaceae. The coding region runs from base 1 to 1002 and encodes 333 amino acids.
AUGCCGAUCGAGUUCACUGUGUUCAAAGGGGGGAAAGAUGGGUCAAUUCGUCAGGAGACGACCCGUCGCGACGACCUGAAACGAGACGACGUUCUUGUUCGAGUCACCCAUUCAGGUGUUUGCUUUACCGAUGUUCAUUAUCGGAACUCAGAUAUGGCGCUGGGUCACGAAGGAGCCGGAGUGGUUGAGGAGACUGGCCCGGACGUGAAGGUGCUGAAGAAGGGUGAUCGGGUGGGCUGGGGAUAUGAACACGACUGCUGCGGCCACUGUCGAGAGUGCUUGACUGGUUGGGAGACUCUCUGCGCCGAGCGCAAGAUGUAUGCCAUGGCCGACCUUGACCAGGGGUCAUUUGCUAGCCAUGCAGUUUGGCGCGAGGCCUUCUUGUUCCAAAUCCCCGACAGAGUCUCCAAUGAGGACGCCGGUCCCUUGAUGUGCGGCGGGUCGACGGUGUGGAAUGCACUUCACGUCGCUCAGGUGCGUCCGACCGCGCGCGUGGGAAUCGUGGGUGUGGGUGGAUUAGGCCAUUUGGCUAUCCAGUUUGCAGCGAAGAUGGGUUGUCAAGUCAUCGUCUUCUCAGGUACCGAUAGCAAGAAGCAAGAGGCGAUUGAAUUGGGGGCAACCGAGUUCCUAGCCACCAAGGGAGUGAAGGAGUUAAAGCUUCAGAAGCCCAUCGAUAAUCUGAUCGUCACCACGAGUAGCCAGCCGGAUUGGAAACUUUACCUCAAUAUUAUGGCCCCCAACGGUGUCAUUUCCCCGCUUUCAGUGGACGCGGGUGAUCUCAAGAUACCCUACAUGCCGUUGCUGGUGAAUGGUCUUCGCGUUCAAGGUGGCAUCGUCUCCGCGCGACAAGUUCAUCGCGAUAUGCUUGAGUUUGCUGCUAUUCAUGGCAUUAAACCAGUGAAGAUGACCUUUCCGAUGACUUUGAAAGGCGUGACGGAUAGCUUAAAGACCUUAGAAGACGGCAAAAUGCGGUAUCGCGGUGUUCUUAUCGCAGAGAAAUAG